AUGCCUGACAGCGGCUCAGAGGCCACAACUACGCCGGCAACGAAUACGCCUGGUUCAGAGCUCGGCUCUCUGCGCACGUUCACUGCAGCAUCCGAGGCAGGUUCGGCCGCCUUGAGUCAGUCCUACUCUGAUCAGCCAAGCAUGCCCAGCUACGAAGAAAGCUCGCUUAACGCCAAAGGUCCAGGCGCAACCAUCAAUCGCAGGAUCGGUGAACAGCUUGGCGGCUCGCUCAGCGAACAUUUCUCCCCCUCUCCAGCCGCUCCGCCCUCGGAACCUUCUCAUCAAGAUGAUCGCUUGUCUGUCGUAGAGCAUCGCCAACCUUACAUUAGUCGCAAUGCCUCGCCCUUGGUAGAGCCUGAGUCCAAAAGUGACACUCACCUCACACCGCCUGCAUCGCGUCCUACCAGCUCGACCGAAGCCAGCCAAGAAACAGCCAGCUCUCCAAUUAUGAAGAUGCAACCGCCAUCUGUCACCACGCCAUCCCUUCGUCACUUUCCCCUCAACGCCAACCAAAACUCCAGCUACGAAUCCGUACAUGCACCCAUCCGUCAGCGUACCGACUCCCGUCCCACCAUCUCACCCACAAACACAUCGCGCGCCAUCUCGACACCAGCUCCAAUGCCGCUGCAGGACCAUCGCCCAACUGUGCGUCGUGCUCAAGGUCAGCGUGCCGAAAGCGAGGUGGUCCACUGUCGCAGCUCAUCCAAGCCGUUCAGCUUCCCUGCAAGAUCCAGUGCACAGUUCGCGCCACUCGAUCGCGCCGCCGCCCUUCAAGCCAAGUCGCUGCAGACCAAAAUCGGCGGCUCCUUCUUUCGCCGCCUCAUUCGCAGAGCGAGCCUGAAAGGCAACAAGUCGCAAUCGGUGGGAGGCACGCCCUCAUCGGUGCUCAGCCUAGCCAAGACCCCGAAUGCCCUCCCAUCCGAAUUGGAAAUGCAAGAUUCGUCAGAGGCAACCACUCCUUGCGCCAGCUUCUCGUCAAGGCGUGCUUCCAAGCAGUCCAAACCACGCACCAGCCUCACACCUCGUCGCAGCAACUCCAGAGAUGCCAGCUCCACAAAGGCUUCCAGGACCUCUUUCAUCUUUGCUCCUUUCCUUGCCCGUGAACCGAGCAAAAGCGGCGGUCGUUUUAGAUCACAGCGCCAAGACUCGUUCGGCCAUCUCGAACCACUACCUCUCGAUCAACCUCCGUAUCCUAAAGAUGGUCUGCCUUUCAGCUCCAGUGCACCGUUCGUAGUAGGUCGCGAUUCUAACUCCCAAAGCUUUGGUCGCAGCAACGGCGACGAGGUCAGGACUCGUGCUAAUGGUGAUGAGAUCCGAAGUCGAGACUUCGCCAUGGUACAAGCGCCGCAGAGAUCCAAACCAUCCUCACAAAUUCAGCACGAACCUGCCGAGCUUCUUGAGAGCCCUCGGAUGGAUCAGGCAGCGCACCUCGGCCAAGACGCCGACGUCGAGGAGCGCCAGUUUCAAAGACCGCCGUCAAACCUGACCGACAAGACCGACAACAGUCUCGGCAUGGCCAUGGCCUUGUCUACCCGCAGUCAUUACAACUUUCAGGACUCAUUGGGUCAAGCAGAACAUUCUUCAGGAUCAAGACAGCAAGCGGAUUCAACAGACUCAGGAGCUAGUCAAUAUGGUCACACACAAGUCUCGGCCUCCUCUCUUGGACACUCAAGCGCUAUAGACGGUCAUCCACGACCUCGGGCUGGUAUUCCGCGCAUCUGGCAAGGCCUCGAGCCCAUCGAUGGCGACAGCACCAUGCGCUCCACCCACAUCGACGACGCAGACGAGUCCGAUGAUAUGUCGCCCGAUCACAGCGUUCCUGCCAACAGGUUUGACACCGCAACCACUACCUGCUCUUUUAAGACUGCCGUCAGCAAUCUUGACUCGCCCAAAUCGGCUUCGGCACGUCGGCAGAAUGUUGGUUCCGGAGCAUCGAAAGUCAGCCUCCGAACUUUGGACACUCCACUUGCUAGACACUUUGACCAAGGAUCUCGACAAGACUCGCCGCUUGCCGACCUCAUCACCAACCUCGAGAGCCGUCUAAGCGUUCCCAGCACAUCUGGCACGCUCGGCUCUGCACCUUACCAUCACGCAGCUGCCUCGCCUAGCAGUGAUUUCUUGCAUCUCGAAGCCGAGGAAGCCUGCCCCGCCAUUGCCGCUGGGCCGUCGCCUUCGCAUUCCUUGGACGGCCAUGAUUUGCAGCUCUACGAACAUAACUUCUGCGAUGACCAAGACGAUGCAUCCAUUCCAGCCGUCCCUCGCGAGUUUUACCAGCCUGCUACCUCUCACACAGCGCUUGUCGAGACGAUCGACUGCUCAAACCACAACUCUUUUAUCAAGCCCACGCCUCUGGCAUCUCAAGAGGAUGCUGACGAUAUGGACGAGCCUCACCACUUGUACAAACGUGACACCUUUGGCGGUCUCGACGCAGUGGCCCUGGCUUCUGCCGCGCCGGAAAAACGCGUAGCAUACGUCUCGACGGCGACACGACCCCAGCUCUCUCGUUUCUCCACCGCGACUGCUACAGCUGAGGACGAUGAACACUCCGCCGAUCGCUUUGCAGGCGGCGAUACAGAAGAGCAAGAAGUGGUAUUGCCAGAGGUCAAGGUAUCUGAGAUCGAGAGUCACUUGGCGGUAGUCGAGGCGGCUUUACAAGACAAUCGUGCCGAGGGAAGCUUCGAUCCCACGUCUUUGCGACAGAGAAUGUCAGAUGUGUCGUACGGCAUGCAUGCCAACACAUCUUCGGCGAGCAUGCUCUCACGGGAAGGCAGCUCGCAGCCGACACCUCGCGCGAUGAAGAGCACCGACGAUCUUUCGCUCCCUGGCGCCUGGACCCACGACAACUCUUCGUUCGUCAUGAGCGACGAUGGUCGGCGCAUCACUUUAGCACCCGAGUCGCACGAGGCGCUUGCGGAUGCUGUGCGCAGCGUCCGAAGAGCCAUCAGCUCUUCGCAGCUGACUGAUGCCAAUGACUCAGGGACGGCUAUCGCGAAUCGUUCUGUGGAGACACUCGGAAUGGAUAGCUUCGUGUCUGACGCGACCGAGCAGGCCGCCAAUCGCACUCUAGCUGGCGAAAUUCCCGUGCUCUCCGAGGCUACGCCUGCUCGAGCUGCCAAACGACGGCAGGAGGGCAUGCGCGACAUUGAGCAGGCUUACAGCCGCAUGCUUGCUUUGGUGCUAUCUUCUGCUAUUGGUGUCACGCCUUCUCCUCAGAUGCGUGCCGAGGAAGGUCGCCUCGGUGUUGAGCCUCCUCCUCGUCCCGCGAAACAAGGUCUGGGCGCUUUGUCAGGCAACGAGCCUUUGUUCAACUCUCCUUUAGCCAAGGCCUCGACAAAGACAGAUGAGCCGCUCAGCCAGCCUGUCCAGGCCAAGAGGAACACGAUGGAUGGUACCAACGUCGUUGCACCCGGCCGUCCGAAGGUGCGCGCACAGUCGAUUGGAGAGCAUCGAACGUCGACCUCGCUGUCUGGUCUCAUGGGUAUGCCUCUUGACAUGAACUCACAAAUGCUGCGGCAUGCUAGCGUCUCGUCCGUCUCAUCAGCGCAGGAUGUCUCCGGACACGAUAUAGAAGCAACCACUACCCGCCGACGACCUCCUUCGGAUGCCAAGUCCAGCUCGAGCCGCUAUUCGCAGGCCUUCAGCCGAGACUAUGUUCUGUCGUCUUUGCUGGACUCAGACAGCUUCCGCAAGCGAUUUAGCAGCGACAACAUGACCGUAGGUCGGGCCAGCUCUGGUGGUGGACACACUUCACCGUCCGCUACCGCCAAGACGCUAGGCACCCCUCGUUCUUUUGCUACUUCCGUCUCGCAGCACUCGCUCGCCAACAUGGUGCGCCGUCAUGAGCUCGAGAAAGAGUCCCUGCUUGACACUCUGGAGCGAGUACGUGCAGAGAAUGCCGACCUCCAUGCUCGACACCACAACCUCACCUCCGAUCUCCACGCAGAGGUGACCCGCGUAUUGGAGCUGGAACGCGAGCUUGAGCGUCGUGACUCACGCGAGGUUACGCUCAUCGGCCAGAUUCAAGACUUGGAGAACGAGCUGAUGGAGCUGCGAUACCUUGACCACCAGCUCAACUCGACCGCUGAUCAGACGCUUGACUCGGAGGAUGGCGAAGGCUCUAUCAUGGACGUGGAGCUUCCUCCCUCUCUUCACAACAGUGUGCGCUUGGGAUCAAGUACCUUGUCGCCACGGGUCAAAGCGAAAUCUGUGUCCUCACCUCCACCCUCGUUCUCGUCUGCGCCGGUGUCUGCCAAGCCUACACACAGGAGCACACGGUCUGAAGCCUUCGUCUCUGGGUUGCCUGGAUCCGAACGAACGAUACUGCCUGCAAGCAGGAGUGAGCUUCCGCGCGCUCGUCCUGUCUCUCUGCUGAACGGUCCUAAUGGCCUCUUCCGGGAGGAUCGUAGCUCGCAGCGAUCUAGCCAGGCGUCGCCUCUCCCCACACCUAGAAGCAGCAGUCUCCUUUGCACACGGCGCUCAUCAUCGAAGGCAACGAGAGCUGAACAAACCUCGCCCACCUUGCUCGGUAUGAGCCUGCCUAAGGACGAUAACGAAGUGUGGAACAUCGCUAACGAGCAGUUGCCAGAGAUCGAUGACGAGUUGGUGCCUUCAUCGACAUUCAGGUCCCUUCACCGAGCAUUCGGCACAUCUGCACACGGUGAGACACUUGACUCAAGGCUUGGUGACGCAGGUCACGGCGAUCAUGACCGCGAAGAGGAAGAUGACGAGGGCCGCAACAGCUCGGUGCCCUCGACAGUUCGGCGCAAGAGCAACACUGCUGUCCCGAGCAACGGCCACCAGCGCGACCUGUCCACCUCAUCAGCAUCGUCCAGCAUCCCUCGCUCCACUUCGCAGGCCACCGUGACCAAGAGCAUUCCCUGGCAAGUGCCACGCCCCUCGCCUACUGUAAGCAAGAUUCCAACCAGUCGCUCCAUGAGCGGCAUCUCGGAGUCACCAGCUCAUCGCAGUGCCUCAUCUCGUUUGCCUCGACUUGGGCUAAAACCGAGCUCGCAGUACCGCACAGCAGGCAUCAACGGCGUUCGCACUGUCUCAGGUGCUACCGACAAGUCGACCGCUUCUACACUCUCUUCAGUUUACAGCAACAUGUCAGCCGGCGCCCCACCUUCGCUUGGCUCCUUGUCCAGCGGUAACAACACCAUGGAGGAUGAGAUUCAGGCAGAGCUCGCUCGACUUGGAAACGCUCAGCCUUACAUGCGAUACUAUUCGCCUCCUCGCAGCAAGAUGAUCUGA
Ustilago hordei is the source of this 5250-nucleotide messenger RNA. RefSeq lists its product as uncharacterized. Bases 1 to 5250 code for a protein of 1749 amino acids. The record is from RefSeq and is a predicted model, not a curated record. Lineage: Eukaryota; Fungi; Basidiomycota; Ustilaginomycetes; Ustilaginales; Ustilaginaceae. The transcript has a single exon.